CUAAAGCUUACUCUAUAUAUUUGGAGUUGUGAGCCAUGGCAAUUGCAACCAUGACUACUCCUCUUCCUUUUUCCUUUUUCCCUUGCCUUCUUCUCAUUCCCGCUAUCUGUUUUACCAUUUGUCAUGCCAAUUCCAACCUACUUUGCAUUCAGAGUGAGAGAGAAGCUCUUUUGAAAUUCAAGAAUCAUCUUAUUGAUCCUUCAAACAGGCUAUCGUCAUGGGUUGAAGGUGGGGAUUGCUGUGAAUGGACUGGUGUCGUCUGCCAUAACUCAACAGGCCACGUCAACCAACUGCACUUGGCCGCUCCUCUUUCAGAGCCUGAUGGCUUUGCAACAAAUGCUGAAUGGGAAGCUUACAACAAUUCCCCGCUAGGAGGCAAAAUAAAUGCUUCGCUGCUGGAGUUGAAGCAUCUCAGUUCCCUGGACUUGAGCAAUAACGAUUUUAGCAGCAUACAUAUCCCGAAAUUUUUCGGUUUGCUGGAGAGUUUAACAUAUCUUAACCUCUCUGGUGCACUAUUUCAGGGAGCAAUUCCUCAUACCCUUGGGAAUCUCUCAAAUUUGCAGUACCUUGAUCUUGGAGGUAAUGAUCUCAAAUCAAAAAGUCUUCAAUGGGUUUCUGGACUUUCUUCCUUGCAGUACCUUGAUUUGAGCUCUGCGAAUCUUUCUAAAGCAACUGAUUGGGUACAGGUAACAUUCAAACUUCCCUCUUUGUUAGAGUUGCACUUGUUAGGUUGUGGUUUAGAAGAUGAUCCAUCUCCGACCAGUGUUAAUUCUACAAAAUCACUGGUUGUUCUUGAUCUUUCGGGGAACAGCUUAUCUUCAGUACCUAAGUGGAUAUUUAGUCUUCAUGGUCUUGUGUCCAUUGAUCUUAGUGGCAAUUCUUUGGAAGGCCCAAUUCCAGAUUACUUUGGGAACAUCUCGUUUCUUGAAGUUCUUGAUCUUAGUAUCAAUUUUCUCAAUUCACCCAUACCCAACUCCUUGUACAGUUUAAACCGUCUUCAGUUCCUUAGUCUUAGGGGUACCGAGUUACAAGGAACAAUCUCGAGUGCCAUUGGAAACUUGAGCUCUGUUACUCACCUUGAUCUUUCAGAUAGUCAAUUAAGUGGUCAAAUUCCAUUGUCUAUAGGGGAGUUAUCAUCUCUGAAGUUGUUUGAUGUUUCAAAUAAUCAAUUAAACGGCCAAAUUCCCUUGUCUAUAGGGCAGUUGUCAUCUUUGGAGGAGUUUGAUGUUUCAGAAAAUCAAUUAAAUGGUCAAAUUCCAUUGUCUAUAGGGGAGUUAUCAUCUUUGAAGUUGUUUGAUGUUUCAAAAAAUCAAUUAAACGGCCAAAUUCCCUUGUCUUUUGGGCAGUUAUCAUCUUUGGAGGUAUUUGAUGUUUCAGAAAAUCAAUUAAAUGGUACUUUUCCUCUAUCUUUUGGACGACUAGAAAGUUUGGAAACUCUGGAUUGUGGGUAUAAUCUAUUAGGAGUUGUAUCAGAAACCCAUUUUUCUAAUCUCACGAGAUUGACAACUCUAGCAGCAUCACAUAAUCGGCUUAGAUUUGAACCAAACUCAAGCUGGAUUCCCCAUUUCAAUGUGAACGGAUCGAAUUGGGUAACUGGCAUCUUGGCCCAAAGUUUCCCCAGUGGCUAAAAUUCCAAAAGAAAUUGUCUUAUUUGGACAUCUCCUGUGCAGGAAUUUCAGAUGUCAUGCCCACUUGGUUUUUGAACCUUCCCACUCCAUUUGAAUCUUUAAACCUUUCCUCGAAUCAACUUAGAGGAGAGAUUUCAUAUUUGAAUGUGAGAAGCUCUGUUGAUUUGAGUUCAAACCGAUUCAUAGGCCCAUUGCCAAGAGUAUUCCCAACUUUAGUAUUUCUAAUGUUAUCAAAUAAUUCAUUUUCGGGAUCUCUUUUUGAAUUACUUUGUAAUUCAUCAAGUGGGAAAUUGACGGAAGUUC
This is a messenger RNA of Gossypium raimondii (Peruvian cotton), 1931 nucleotides long. Its product is annotated as receptor-like protein EIX2. NCBI's taxonomy places the organism in Eukaryota, Viridiplantae, Streptophyta, Magnoliopsida, Malvales, Malvaceae. The transcript has a single exon. The record is from RefSeq and is a predicted model, not a curated record. Gene Ontology annotation, molecular function: protein binding. The coding region runs from base 36 to 1628 and encodes 530 amino acids.